AUGCUAUAUUCCAUGAUCACUAGCAAAAUAUCUAUAACUCUUUGUAUUGUAAAAUAUUCUUUAACACAUUUCAGCAAAUAUAUAGAAAUGUCUGUGCAUGCUUUAUAUCUUAGUGAAACAGAGAAUCAAUUAAAUAUUUCAUAUGUCAUAAUUACAAGACACAUUGCUAUUUCGCAUAGAAUAAUGAGUAUAAUGAAUUUUUGGUUGGAUGUAAUUUAG
Messenger RNA from Nematocida parisii ERTm1, 219 nucleotides. RefSeq lists its product as uncharacterized. Bases 1 to 219 code for a protein of 72 amino acids. The transcript has a single exon. NCBI's taxonomy places the organism in Eukaryota, Fungi, Microsporidia. The record is from RefSeq and is a predicted model, not a curated record.